CGUUAUGGCGGGCAAUGUGCUCUGAUUAAGGUAAACUACAGAGAAAAACAAUUUCAGUCCUGGAAAUUGAAAUGUUCGGUCAACAAAACCAGCAGAAUAAGCCUGUUGGCAUAUUUGGAGCUACGCCUCAGCUUGGCCAGAAUACGGGAGGGUUCAGUUUUGGUACACCCGCAGGAAGUACUGCCGCUUCGAGUUCAACUUCUUCGUCUGGCGGGUUCGCCUUUGCUGCACCAUCACAACAAUCAGGAUUUCAGUUUGGCUCAACUACCACACCAUCAGCCAUAAAACCUGGCGCCACAGGAGGCCUUACUUUUGGUGAGACACCUAGCACUACAGGAGGUUUCACACUGGGUGGAACACCUACAUCUCAGCCAGUGGGAUUCAGUUUUGGCACAAAAUCAAGUAGCAGUUUUCAGUUUGGUACACCAACAGCAACUGCAGCAACAACACAACAACCUGGGGGGUUUGCAUUAAAUUCUUCUUCAACAACUGGAAUUUCCUUUGGUACACCUGCCACAUCUUCUGGUCAAGCAGCUAGUGGUCGGUUUAGGUUGGGUGGAGCAGGAUCAGGCUUUUCAUUCAGCAGCCCUGCACCAGCAACCACAUCUGCAACAGGAGGCCUCUCCCUGGGUUCUACAUCCACUGCUGCUUCCUCUCAAUUAACUGGGGGCCUUACCUUUGGAAAACCAGUUGCUACAAGCACAGGGUUCAGCUUUGGUCAGUCCUCGGGCUUGACAUUUGGCACUCCAAACACUCAACAAAGUGGACUGAUAACAGGUGGUGGAGCACCAGUAGGGCUUACACAGGGGACAAACAAAACUACAGCACCCACAACAGCGACUCCGACUGUGGGUAUUUCACUUGGAGUUAAUGUGUCUUCUGCUCAGUCAGGACUGUCUUUUGGGGCAGUCACUGCAACAGCAUCUACUAGUAACCCUAGCACUCUACCUACGCUUGGGGCUACUGCCCCAGCAACUACCACUGGUGGAUUUUCUCUUGGAAACAACCUCAAAUUAGGUGGCACUGCAGCUGCCCCAGUUAGUACUGGGUUGUCUUUCAAUCUACCAUCUGCAACACGUACUUCAGCAACACCAAGUUCAGGGUCAUCAUUUGGAUUAACUACAACCGCAGCACCUAGCACAGCCAGCAGUUCAGUCUCCACAGUUCCCACUCUGAGUACAAAGCUUUCAGGAAUAGGCACAACUGCUGUUACGACUGCUUCAGGGUUACCUGCAUCCGGACCAUCAGGACUAAAAUUUAGCACUCUGCAAACAACAUCAUUAUCAACUGCGACAACGACAGUGGCUUCAGCACCUGGAACCAUAGCUAGCACAGCAAGCUCCUCUGCACCUGGAGCUGGAGCUCCUAGCAAUGUACCACAAUUGACUUAUAAACAGCUUGAAGAACUCAUUAACAAGUGGGCUUUGGAACUAGCAGACUAUGAAAAAACGUUUUUGGAUCAGGCAGCACAAGUGAAUUCAUGGGAUAGGCUUCUUAUGGAAAAUGGAGAAAAGAUCACUGAGCUUAAUGCUGGUGUGGAGAAUGUUAAAGCAGAACAAAAAAGACUUGAUCAAGAGUUGGACUUUAUUAUGGCCCAACAACAAGAACUGGAGGAAAUGUUGAAGCCAUUGGAAGAUGCUGUAAGUUCAAGCAACUCAGGCAGCAGGCAACUCCAGCAGGCUGAUAAGGAGAGGGACUUCACGUACAAAUUGGCUAAAGAUGUUGAUGGACAGUUAAAGCAAAUGGUGCAAGAUCUCAAAUCAAUCAUUGAACAUCUUAAUACUGCAAAUACUCAGCAACAGGACUCAGAUGACCCUAUUGCACAGAUUGCCAAGAUUUUGAAUGCACACAUGAAUUCACUACAGUGGAUAGAUCAAAAUUCAGGAAUCCUUCAGAGAAAGGUUGAAGAGAUUUCUCGCCUCAGUGAAACAAGGAGAAAAGAACAGGAAAGAAACUUUAGAUUGGCAUUUGAUUGAUAAUUUCAUAACUUCUCAACUCUUCCAAUACAAGUUGUACAACAUAUCAGCUAUUGUAAUGUAUAGUGUUUAACUUUACACUGCUGUCGGCAUAAUGGGUCAUUUUAGGUAUGAGAUGGAAAAAUGAGCUGGGAACCUGUGAGAAGAAAAAUUGAUGAGUGUCUUGUCUUGUAGCUUUACCUUGUGGUUUCACAGUUUUCCUGUCUCUCUAUAUAUUUUGAAGAUUCCUACCAUCCUUACCAUAAGCUAGGCAAGCAUAAUAGUAGAACUGUCAUAUGGUGUUAGUAUCCUAACAAGUCAGUAGAUUACAAGGCUUCAACUAUUCUUUUUUAAUAGAUUAAACAGUCAACUUUUGUUGCCAGUCAA
Messenger RNA from Pocillopora verrucosa, 2342 nucleotides. RefSeq names its product nuclear pore glycoprotein p62. Gene Ontology annotation, biological process: RNA export from nucleus; protein import into nucleus. The record is from RefSeq and is a predicted model, not a curated record. NCBI's taxonomy places the organism in Eukaryota, Metazoa, Cnidaria, Anthozoa, Scleractinia, Pocilloporidae. Gene Ontology annotation, molecular function: structural constituent of nuclear pore; phospholipid binding. Gene Ontology annotation, cellular component: nuclear pore; nuclear pore central transport channel.